AUGAGCUCCGAUUGGCCACGCGCACAAGAACUACAACUCCCAGUUGACAUGCGCAAAAAGUCCCUCUUAAAGCCUUUUAAAUUUACGUGCAAAAUGGCUGCACAGGUCGAUCUGCUGCGCGUCAAAGUAGAGGAGAAGAGCAGGGACAGCUUUGACAAAGCCACCAAAGAGAAGAAAAAGAAGAAAAAACGCGAAUGUUCGCCGUCCGAUGACAAGCGUGAAAGAUCGGAGAAGGAAGCGAAGAAAAUAAAGCUACAUCACCACCAACACCAUCACCAACAUGAGCAACAACGAGCGCAUCCACCGCACCAACAACAGAACAACCAAGCGCGCAACUUCAGCAAAGAGCAGGCACUCGUGCAACACCGCCACCACCACCACCAUCACCACCACAGCUCCAAGAAAGAAGUACCUCCGGUCUGGCCGCCGCGCAAAGUCACACCAGCAGCUGCCCACGUCCCGCAGAAGACGGUCCUGCCUCCGUCCCCGCUGUUCACUUUCACGCCGCUCAAAGUAGCGAAGGCCAAGCCCCUCAACAACAAGCCCAAACACAUCGAGAAGGACGCCAAACUCAAGCCCAAGAAGGAAAACGCCGAGGCGAACGUCAAAGUGGAGGAGUGCAAGAAAAAGAAAGAGCCCCAUGGUGAGAAUGGCAAAACCCAGACCCUGGAGGAAUACCUCCUGAAGAAAAAGAAGAAAAAGAAGCGACAUCGUGAAGAUGAGCGUGGCAAGAAGUUACGAAUGCACCACAAGGAGGUCCAGACGGUGUGUUCAGGAGACACUCCGCCGCUUUCUGAAGACCCUGUGGGACAUACGUACAUCAAAGAAGAAAAAGACUUGGGAGAGUACGACACUCCCAAAGAGGUGAAGAAGCCGUUCCUCACACAUCAAGACCACUACAUCCGCAGCUCAUGGCUUCAAACUAACACCUGCUUCAGCAGGCUCAUCCAUGAGGAAAAGCAGCCCAACGGAGGGGCGUCCGUACUGCAUGCUUAUGCCGAUGAACUGUCCUUACUUCGCCCCGGAGAAACGGAAAGGUUUGCCCAGGAGUUUAUGAAACUGGCCUUUGCUGAACAGCCUAAAGGAGCUGCACGUUACGCGCUCGCUGUGGUGCAUGGAGCAGCUGCAUAUCUGCCUGACUUCUUGGACUAUUUUGCCUUCAAUUUCCCAAACACACCUGUCAAGGUGGAAAUCCUUGGUAAAAAGGACAUCGAGACCACCACCAUUGCUAACUUCCACACCCAGGUGAGCCGAUCUUACUGCUGUGGGACAUAUAGAGCCGGUCCCAUGAGGCAGAUCAGUCUCGUGGGUGCAGUAGAUGAAGAGGUUGGAGAUUUCUUCCCAGAGUUCUUGGACAUGCUUGAGGAGUCUCCGUUUCUGAAGAUGACUUUACCAUGGGGCAGCCUGUCCAGUCUGAAGCUUGACUGCAGGUCCCAAAGCGAUGACGGUCCUAUCAUGUGGGUCAGACCUGGCGAACAGAUGGUUCCCACAGCCGACUUGCCCAAGUCUCCGUUCAAGAGACGAAGAUCAAUGAACGAGAUCAAGAACUUGCAUUACCUCCCGAGAGCCAGUGAACCACGUGAGGUUCUGUUUGAAGAUCGGACGCGAGCACACGCUGAUCACGUUGGCCAGAGUUUCGACUGGCAGAGCACAGCAGCUGUGGGUGUUCUGAAAGCGGUGCAUUUUGGGGAAUGUAGGAGUGACCAGCCACGGAUAACCAAAGAUGUGGUCUGUUUUCAUGCUGAGGACUUCAAUGAUGUGGUUCAGAGGCUUCAGCUGGACUUGUAUGAGCCGCCAGUGUCACAGUGUGUCCAGUGGGUGGACGAUGCCAAACUCAACCAGUUACGGCGAGAAGGCAUCCGCUACGUCCGAGUGCAGCUCUGUGACGAUGACAUCUACUUCAUCCCCCGCAACGUCAUCCACCAGUUCAAAACGGUUUCAGCCGUGUGCAGCUUGGCGUGGCACAUUCGCCUGAAGCAGUACCACUCAGAGGAGGAAGAGGAAGAGGCCAAGGACGUAAAGACCAAGGACCUGUGCACCACAUCAUGUCCUCCCCCUGUUCACCCAGACACCAAAGUCACCUCCUGCGCCCGCUUACAAACGGACACGGCUCAAGGCGGAGUGGCCAAAACGGACGAGCUGGUUUUCCAGAGGCCCGCCACGCCACCCAGAGAGCCGCAACCAGCGCCGCCGCAGCCCGCUAAAUCCGCCCGCACUGUUUACGCAGCUCCGUGUUCAGAGAGCAGUCCUUUCCCAGCAUCCUCUCCUCUCUGCUCGUCCACACCAGAGCCAAUGCUUCCACCGGCUCCGGCUGAGCCUCUGUCAGACUCCUCGUUCAACGGCAGCCGGGCCACAGACUUCCCCAAAUGACUUCCUCACUUUUAUUUUUUUCUUUCUUUUAGCGGAGGGUGGAGUUUUAUUUCACCUGACAGACUCUGACUGACAUUCCACAGUGUAAAAAAACAAAACAAAACAAAACAAAAAGGAAUAUCUGGACUCUGCCUAAAAAGUGAUGAAGACUUUAUAUUUUUUUCUUUUUUAGAUUUUUAGUUAAGACGACGACCCCCGUGAGUACUUUUUAGGUUUUUUCUCAGCCAAAGUAUUUAAUUUGAGAUAUAUUUUUGCUGAUUACUCAGUAUUGUUUUAUAUUUGUUUAUAUAUAUAUAUAUAUAUAUAUUAUUGUAAAUGAGAUGAAUUAUCUCCUUUAAGAGGGACUCUUUUUCCGUCAGGCCAUCAUGUGCAGCGUGUUGAUCUGCUAAUUGGUUUUUACUAACAAAAAGUGAGGGGAAAAAAGUGCCUGUCACAAAUGGAGAGCAGCAAUCAUAUCUUAAAAGAGGAAAAAAUAGUCUUAUUUUAUGUUUUUUUCCCAUAACAGUCUGAAGUAUUUGACGUAUUUAAGCUAGACUAGCAAGUAGGUAUCGGUUUCAUGUCAAAGACUGCUUCUUUUCAUUGAUCAUGCUCUGGUUUUUGGAUGAAACCGCUUGGCUUGAAGGAAAAGGAGCUGUAAUUCUACAAGAGGAGCCCGUGCGUUACCUCACAUGUAUGCAGGAGAUAUAGGACUUUCAUUUGUUCGUUUUAAUUAUUUAUUUUUUUGUCCAGAAUAUUCAGUCUUUUAAGAAUUUCUAUGUCAUAUGUUAGUUUUCUGUCAGUAAUGUAUGUAGAAGCCGUUGUGCUUUUUCUUUUUAUGUUUUUAUUUUGGACAUUUUGGAAGACCUAUUCCACCUUAGUCCAAACUUUAGCAGAAAAUUAGAUGGAAGUGUAAUAAUAAUAAUAAUAACCAAACCUGCACUCAGGGGCAACAUACUGAUGCCUUUUUUCAUUUUGGUCAAGUCUCCUACUACUGUGUUUCUUUUGAAAGUAAUCUAAUCCAUGCAUUCAGAUUACACUGAGCUGUUGAACCUGUAAUUCUGCUAUCAAGUUUCAAGAGCUUCAUGUAAGGAAUAAGCUUCCAUUCAGAUUUCACACAUGAUUCUCGCUCGUGUUAUUGAGUAGUUUUAGAGUCAGAGCUGAAAUAUCUUCUCUUUUUUUAACUUGUGCUUUGGUUUUUCUUCAUUUUACUCUGUUUUGUUUGUCUUUUGACAUGUUAUCAUUUUUAAAAAUGUCCCAAAUGAUUAAGCCUGUUUCGUUUUUAAGCAUUUGUUGACUUUCUUUUGCUUCUGAAAAUCAGUGAGUGCAAAUAUAAUACACAUUAACAAGACCUGAAUAAAUUCCUGCACAUUUCUUGUACAAGAACACUGUUAUAGUAUGUUGAUCUUCCCGUAAUCCACUCGGCAAAUCAAACCCGAAAGGCAUUUGAUAUUUAUUAAUGAAUAUAGUAGCAGAAGAAAUAUGCCGAUGCAUAACACUUGUUUCCUACGUGUUUGAACUGUCCAUAGUAAUUUAUGAUAAGCAUUCUAGGCUGACUAUGCUAUCUGAUUUAGUCUGAUGAGUGCAAUUUAGCUUUCACUUCUUGAGUGUAGCUGCUUGUCAGUAAUCUUCUCACACAUGUCCAUGUGUUUCCUUUGAACCAAUUUAAGUCUUAAAGCAGGCAAUUUUGUAUUAUUUAAGGGUUAUGGGCAGUAGUUUUUCCAUUGACGCCAAGUAUUGCUAAUGACUGAUUUGAAUGUAAUUUCACACCAGCAAGAAAAUCAGUCCACAUUGAUUAUGGUUUCAACAAAACGAUCUAAUCAAACGCAUCCCGUAUAAACGAGUGCCUUUUCUCACGUCUUUAAUUGUCUGCUAUUAAGCUAAUUGAUGUUAUUCAAGUUGUACAAAGCAUUCAUCGAGAUGCAAUUUCAUAGUCUGGCAAUAAGUGAUGAUUGGGUAUUUGUGCGUAAAAAUCACGCCUACUCUGUGAGACAAAUUCUACUAAUCCAGAAUCAACAGCAGGUGAUCAUUUAAAUGAUGACAACGGGGAAAAAAAAGACACCGUAUAGUAAAAAAUCAUGCAAUAUUGAUCAAAUCCGCUUCUUAUAUUUCCUUUUUAUUAGAAUUAAGAUUAAGAUUAAAUAUGCAGGUGUGAAAACCUAAAUAAUAAUAAUAAUUUCGUGGCACUUCCUCCGUUUCAGAUUCUGCAUAUUAGCAUUUGUUUAAUAAAACACUUCACACUUUCACCUUGAAUAUCUCAUCCAUUGAUGAAUCUUAUCAUGUACACCGUUUCAGACACGUCCUUUGCUCAACGACACACACGUUAUGCUUUAACCUUUCCGUUUCACGAUAUAUUUAAGGUUUAGCGUUCUAUGUUUCUUCUGACUUUUGGCAGCUAGUUUCUUUUUUGUUUUGUGUUGAUCAGGUUUUUGAUGGUCGUUUGUAAUAUAGGACAAAUCCACUUAGGGAUCAAGGCAUGCUCUGUGUGUUUGAUUCAUUAUUUGCUCUGUUUGAUAUUUGUAUAAAGCUUUUUGGACUUCAUUGAUUUUUAAGGAAUAAUUAGAUGGUCGAUUAUGAGCAUAGUCAAAGUAAUGUUUUGUAAAUGCUAAGUCACAUUUAAUAGAACUGUCAUGUGGAUCUUUUCAAUUGUGUAAAAAUGCAAUGGAAUGCAUAGACUUUUUCUGUAUUUUUUUAAAAUAAACCAUUUUAUGAGUGUACCGAGGUCAAGCAUUUCUUAAAGGAGACUCUGACUGCAGCAGGAAUUGAAAAUAUGUCAAUGAGUGAAAACACAGGUUGUCACACACCAUACACUUUACAAAAGUUUUUCACAUAGUCUUCUGUCAUCCUCCGGGAAUGAUAAGGCUAACGUGAUGUGAUCCAGAAAAGGUGGACUGGCUAUGGUUGCUUACAACUGUGUACAUUAUAAAAUACAUUAAAAAUGUUAUACGAUUACAGAA
Molecule: messenger RNA, 5303 nt
Organism: Danio aesculapii
Lineage: Eukaryota; Metazoa; Chordata; Actinopteri; Cypriniformes; Danionidae
Product: lysine-specific demethylase 9
Exons: 7
Coding region: 1-2370 (789 amino acids)
Cellular component (GO): nucleus
Source: RefSeq, a predicted model, not a curated record